Cylicostephanus goldi is the source of this 312-nucleotide messenger RNA. Lineage: Eukaryota; Metazoa; Nematoda; Chromadorea; Rhabditida; Strongylidae. The record is from the annotation of a GenBank genome assembly.
AUGGUCAAAGCAGCAAAAGAAUGGUUUGGGGUAGAAGAGAGUGACACAAACAAGAUAUUCGUCCAAGAUGGAGUAGUAUUUGUGGCAAAUGCUGUGAAACGAGGGGAAAAGUAUAAAAGCAUCAUAUUGGAUGCCUGCCACAAUGAUGACGCGCCCAUUGUUUGCCCUGUGCCGGAAUUUACAAGAGAGGAAGUGAUCAAACAUAUGUCGAAUCUGCUUGAUGAUGAUGGUGAGAUCUUAUUACUAAAGAAUAAGUAUCUUCCUCUUCAUGGAUUUGAGAACAGUGUCCUUGCAGAUAUGAUCAAACCCUAA